Molecule: messenger RNA, 2065 nt
Organism: Poeciliopsis prolifica (blackstripe livebearer)
Lineage: Eukaryota; Metazoa; Chordata; Actinopteri; Cyprinodontiformes; Poeciliidae
Product: V-set and immunoglobulin domain-containing protein 1-like
Exons: 5
Coding region: 1-1041 (346 amino acids)
Biological process (GO): response to bacterium
Source: RefSeq, a predicted model, not a curated record
AUGAGUCCUGCACAGUUUGCCGUCAGUCUUACAUUUUUGUUAUUUUUCAAAAUCGCUCAGACCAUUCUCCAGGUUUCCUCAUCUGUUCAACAAGACAGUCGAUUUGUUUCAGUAAAAGCUGGAGAAAGUGUAACUCUGCAAUGUUUUCGUGACCUUGAUACAGCUGCCAGGGCUUACUGGUACAAACUAACUAUGAGUCAAAAACCACAACUUAUUUCUACUGUCUUCAAGUACGACCCAAAUGGAACUUUUCAUAAUGAGUUCAAAGAUAAUCCGCGCUUCACUAUAGAUGCUAAAGGAAAUCAAAACAACCUUAAGAUUACAAAUCUGCAACCCUCAGACUCUGGGAUUUAUUACUGCGUCACCGGCCAUUCAUACAAGAUUGAGUUUGAUUGGGGAACCAUCAUUCACGUCAAUGGAUCAGGAUUAAACAUCCAGGCUUUGGUCCAACAGUCAGAAACUGAGAUUUUCCAGCCUGGACACUCUGUGACUCUUAACUGUACGGUGCAAACUGGGAGCUGUGGUGGAGAACACAGAGUUUACUGGUUCAGAAACUCUGAGGAACAUUAUCCAGGACUAAUUUACACCAAUGAAGGGAGCAAUGAUCAGUGUGAGAGGAAGCCUGGGGAACAAAGUAAUGAAUGUGUGUUCAGUUUGCCACUGAAGGACCUCACUGUGUCUCAUGCCGGGACUUAUUACUGUGCCGUUGCCUCAUGCGGACAAAUACUGUUUGGAAACGGGACGAACCUGAAUGUGAAGAUGAAGCUAGACUCUGUGUAUCUCCUGACAGGAGCUUUGGUAUUCACCACAUUCCUAAGUGUUUCGCAGGCCGUGUUGUUGUUCGUUCUCUGCAAGAGAAACCACUCUAGAGACCCAGACUCUCAGUCCAGAAGGUCUCCUCCUUCAACAACCACUGCAGAAGGUGAAAAUCUUCAUUACGCAGCUUUUAAGACCGGAAGAUUAUCAGACCAGAAGAGCAGCAGAUCAGCAAGGCAGAGAAAUGAAAUGACUGACUGUGUGUACUCCUCUGUUGUUUCUUAAGCUGGGAAACUGAUCUAAGAUAUCAUACUUGUUAAAUUGGACUGAACCAAUCUUUAAUUUCUUUUAUAUGAGUAAUUUCUUAUCUCUGCUAACUUGUUUUCUCGUUUUGACGACAAACUGCCUGCUGAGUCGCCGUUACACGCUUAGAGUUUUAGAGGGUUUUCUGAUCUUGAAUUUUCGUCAAGAAAUUAAAUUUACCACAAAAAAACAACAAAGCGUGGCACGUUACGACGUCGUCUGCAGGUCCGAUGUCACCCACGUGUUACCACAGACCCAGUUCUGUGACCUACAUCACUGUUUGCCUGAUACCAGAGUUCAUGUCAUAGAUCAAAAUGCUCCCGAAUGGUCCUCACCAGAAAACUCACUUUUAAAUAUAAUUUCAAUAAGACAACAUCUGGUGCAAGAAAAAAAAAGAGGUAAUUUAAGUUGUAAUUGAACCACAUUUUUAAGGAUGUUGCUCAUUGGGGAAGGAGGGAAGGCACAUGCUCAGAUGGAAAAACGUCACGUUGUGUGGUUUAUGUAACCACCAGCUGCUUUGGUAGAGUGAGAUGUUUUGUUUUUUAAAGGCACAGCUUAAAAAUGUUUACUUGUUUCACAUCAAUAGUCAUGUCAUCUGAUGCAAAUAUUUAACAAUGUUCAUCACUAUACAAAGGGCCUCAAAGCUACAACAGAGUCUGUAAAAUGAACAACCAUAUUAUUAUUUUUUACUUGAAAAUUUUCAAUUUUUCCUAUGAUCUCUCCAGAGAAGCUGUAGGUCACAUUAAAUGAGUUGACUUCAUAAAACCUGAUUAACCAGUGACGAUUCAGCAGCUUAAAUUGAACAAAAUCCAAAGAAGAGACGUUAAAUCUCUACGGAACGAUGUACUUGUUGAGUGCAACAAGGCGCUCAUCAAAAUGAAUAAAAUAUGCUCAAAAAACUGCUGUAAUUACGUCUAUUGCUGGAAGUCAUCCGAUAUCCUACAGUGUUAUCAGUCCUCCAAUAGGUUCAAACUGAAACCAACAGCAAAGUGUGUCCAUAUGAAGA